CGUCACGCAUGUCUCUACAGAACGAAUCCUCAGCAGAUCCACUCUAGGCGCACAGAGUACAUAUGUCAUUCACGGUUUCUCUGUCUUGAUGCGCUUAAGAAUGCCGCCUCGCUCGUCGUCGCCUUCCUCCCCCUCGGCACCCUCUUUGUCGUCCUGCAUCCAUCCGUCAGUCACACACAACACAUUAAAGGCUGAAUGUCGUGAGCUGAGUGGAGGCCAGCCUGGUCAGGGCAGUGGCUGACCGCACCUUCUCGAAGCCGUGCGGCUCUUGAGCGCGCUCACUCGCCCUCAUCUCUACAAAUCAAGACACGACACAGCAAUCGAUCGAUGCGGUUGUGUGGCUGUGUGUGUUUGUUUGGGUCUUUUUUUUUAUCUCCCCACCUUUGGAGGGCCGUUGCAAAGGCACCACCUCCUCACGCGCAGUCAAGCCCUCAGUCUGGACUGCAGCUGGGUCAGAGUGGUGCCGAUGGGGGCCAGGGGUGAGGAAGGAUGUAAAGGAUGGAGGCCCGCCGCGGCAUCACGGGCCUGCUUCUCCCACGGGGCCUUCUCGUCAGCAGGUAGCUCAGCCCACAACUCAGAUAGCUCUGAAUGAUUACAGCACACACCAUGCAACGGGUGAGGCGCUGUUGCUGUCAUUCAUGUAAGGGUGCGUGGCUGACCUUCCUUGGAGGGUCCUUGAUGUCCAGGGUGUCGUACCUUGAGUAGCGUUCUCAUGUAGUUGCACCAGAGAGAGUAUGAUGUGAUGUCUAACUGACGCUGAGAUGGCCCCCUGCACGCAGGAUCCAACGACACACACUUGAUGGCUGGCUGCAAGGGUGGGAGGGACCCGUCUUAAAGCACUUCUCACCUUGGCCUCUCACCCUGUAGCGCAGGAGGGGUCCACUUGUAGCCUGCAGGGUCAGCAAGACACAACAUGCUCUGGCUGCCCGCUGUCCUCCUUCCCUUCCUCCCCCCGCACAGCACCUACCAGUCUUGUCAGCAACUGCUUUGGCGACAUCACAAGCAUGCGCCGCCAGCGAGAACAAUACAUCACACAGCUGGCACACACACAGAGGCACAACGCGCACAGAUCCGUCCAUAGUGCCUGCCCUUAUCAACGACUGACCAGAUCUUCGCAUGGGUCAUGGUUGAGUGCGGCCGAAGCAGCAGCUGCAACAGCUGCGGCCGCUGCUUCGGAUGCUAUGGAUGCUGAGGAGUCCAUUUCGCUCUCGAGAAGGUUCC
This is a messenger RNA of Vitrella brassicaformis, 1221 nucleotides long. Lineage: Eukaryota; Vitrellaceae. The record is from the annotation of a GenBank genome assembly.